ACCAUGAUUUUUUUAGAUCUCAGCUUCAUGAGUAGUUAGGAUUAUAGAUAUGUAUGAGCCACCAGCACCCAAUUAAUAAUUCUAUUCUUAAUAGACAAGAUAUACUAUGUAUCAUAUUUUUUUGCACUCGUACAUGUGAUUUUAAAUCUCUAAACCUGAAAUAUGUUCUGUUAUAGACUACUACUGCUAUUUGUAGUAAAUGUGAAACAAUUAACACAUGAGAAAAAAAUUAUUUGUGCAUAUUUUGGCUAUAGGUUUCAGAACUACUGCUCUCUUCAUAAUGGAAGAUCUUAUCUGCCUCCUAUUUGCUAGGAUUCAGAGCUGAAUAAACAAAUAUGGGGGACUGGAACCUUCUUGAAGGUGUUCUGGAGGAAGUCCAUAUUCAUUCUACCAUGAUUGGAAAGAUCUGGCUCACCAUCUUGUUCAUAUUUCGCAUGCUUGUUCUGGGGAUAGCAGCUGAAGAUGUCUGGAAUGAUGAACAGUCUGACUUCAUCUGCAAUACAGAACAACCAGACUUAGGUAACAACAAAGGCACUCAUAAAGUAUCUGGAAAAGAGGUUGGUGGUAAGAAUUUAAGGAAACAAGGAGGAAAUUCCCAACCAGUUGACACUCCUGAUUCUUUAGGACAGUUGUCCUUUGAGCCAAAGUCUGUUAGAACCUACAAUAAUCCUCCCAGUAAGUCAGUGUCCCUGAGGAACAACUUCAUUGGUAGGCGGGUUUCCACAGACCUUCAGAUCUGA
Dipodomys ordii (Ord's kangaroo rat) is the source of this 740-nucleotide messenger RNA. It is a transcript of the gene Gja9, whose product is annotated as gap junction protein, alpha 9, 59kDa. Gene Ontology annotation, cellular component: connexin complex. The transcript is spliced from 2 exons. NCBI's taxonomy places the organism in Eukaryota, Metazoa, Chordata, Mammalia, Rodentia, Heteromyidae. Bases 336 to 740 code for a protein of 134 amino acids. Gene Ontology annotation, biological process: cell communication. The record is from RefSeq and is a predicted model, not a curated record.